AAAAAUUGUAUUGUUUCAAGAUACAAAGACUUGACUCAACUUUACAAAACACAUUUGGGAUUUGGAGCUAGAUCAGUGGGUUAAUUAUUUUAAAUCAUGUGGUUAUGGUCCAAGACUUUGCAGUGGAAUCCCGUUUUAUAUAUAUAACAGUCAGUGAGACUUACACCAGACAGAAACUUGACAAGCAAGUGAGAUGAAAAAUUUCUAUCUUGGGUUGAAUAUGGCGUGUGCUUCCACAGUUGAAUUGAGAAGUCGGUGUGAAGGGGAGACUUCUGACUGAUUCUAAAAGUGACAACAAGUAGGCUAUUGGUAUUAUGAAUACUUUGAUAUACCCAGAGAAUGUAAGAAUGUGCAAUGGUUUAUUUCUCUUUCUGUAUGAGCAGGUAGGGCAUUGAACAGAUUUAUGUACCAUUCUGGUCCCAAUAGCUCUUAAUCUUCAGUCAAAUUUAAUUUUCUGAGAACUCCCAGAUUCACAGCUUUGAGCAACACGAUCCAUGUGCUUUGAAACCAUUUGAUGUGGAAUCUCCUGGAAAAGCAGCUUUGUUCUGAAUGUUUGUGAGCUCAUUUAUAGCCUUCAGCAAAAUGAUUCCUAUUUAUAGUUAGGAAGUUAUUUCAGCAUGAAGCUGAAGUAGCAUAACUGGAAGCCUUCCAAGCAAUGACUUUGUGAAGCCCUCGAGAACCUAUUCCACACCAGGCCUCCCACCACCUGUCACCAUGAUGCAGCCUUUUCUUUAGGAACACUGAAGGAACACAACUGAAAUCACGUUUUCACGUGAUGUUUUGGGUCCUCCAGUGCACUCCAGCUCAACCCCUGCAGGAACCUGAAAUUUCCAGCCAUCGCAGCACUGAUGGGCAGCUGGGAAAAGUUUAACAGUUUUUUUGGAGCGGAGCGUGAUAAAGACUUCCUGCCGGCCUGGCGGCACCACAGAGAGUUUCGCUUUGACCUGUCGCGGAUCCCGGAGGGAGAGGCCAUCACGGCUGCGGAGUUCCGCAUCUACAAGGACGCCGUCCAGGAGCGUUCUGAGAACGCGACCUUCCGCAUCAACGUCUACCAGGUGCUGCAGGAGCACCCUGACAGGGAAUCAGAUCUCUUCCUGCUAGACACGCAGGUGCUCUGGGCAGCGGAGGAGGGCUGGUUGGUGUUUGACAUCACUGCAACCAGUAACCACUGGGUUCUGAACCCAGCUGGGAAUCUGGGCCUGCAGCUGGUACUGGAAGGCUUUGAUGGUCAGAGUGUGAAUCCCACGAUGGCUGGCCUGAUUGGCCACAGCGGGCCUCAGAGCAAGCAGCCCUUCAUGGUGGCCUUUUUCAAGGCCGCUGAGGUGCACAUCCGUAGCGUUCGUUCUGCCGGUGGCAAACAACGCAACCCCAACCGCUCCAAGGCCCAAAAGAGCCCGGCAGCCAUGAAAGCAGCCAACUACGCAGAAACCAGCAUCAUUGACCAGAAACAGGCCUGCAAGAAGCACGAGCUGUACGUUAGCUUUAGAGACCUCGGCUGGCAGGAUUGGAUUAUUGCACCGGAGGGCUACGCUGCGUACUACUGCGAGGGCGAAUGCGCAUUCCCACUCAACUCGUACAUGAAUGCCACCAAUCAUGCCAUUGUGCAGACGCUGGUUCACUUCAUUAACCCCAAAACGGUGCCGAAGCCCUGCUGCACUCCCACCCAGCUCCACGCCAUCUCCGUCCUCUACUUUGACGACAGCUCUAACGUCAUCCUCAAGAGGUACCGCAACAUGGUGGUCAGGGCCUGCGGCUGCCAUUGACACCAUCCAUGCCACCCAUAAGUGUAUGUCACCAUUCCCAAGAUGCAGUGGGGCCUGUGGACAAGCUGGAGAACCAACAUCAUUUCAGUGGGGCUGAUGCCACCCACUCAUAUUGACAACCUACCAUCCACACUCCAUGGAUAGACAGGCGGGUUUUUGGUCCUGCCUACACACUUUCACCUGGAUUACAUGUACCUCCCCUCUACCUGCUGUACAGGCAAAGUGGACCAGCCCUCUCUGUGCAACCUUGGCUGUUUGGGAAGGCUAACAGUAAUCCCUCCCAUACAGACUGUGCACAAUCAUACAGUUCAAUCUACGGACUUAAGUUAUCUGCCAUGUUAUCUGCCUACCAGGGAGAGACUGUGCUGAUGAAUUCAGAAGGGACUAUAUCAGUCUACUAAGGAGGGAGCCAGCUAUUUCUAAUGAGGGAUCCUACUAAUCUCCCUGGGAAGGACCCUAUAUAUCCUCUAGGAAUUGACUGUAUAAAUGGUUUGGUACAGAUGCUUUUGAUCACAUCUGUAGCAUUGCCAUGACUGGGUAAUAUGUCCCAUGGUCCAUGCUCUUCCACAUACAUAUUUUUCUGCUGACAUCCUUCUAGUUACAUUUUGCUGUUAGGAUUUGGAUAGGUUAAAUGUAAACCGGUAUGCAUUCAGGCAUCUCACACACAGGCACUGUAAUCUCACAGAUUCAAAGGUGUCUUUUUCCUCCCCUUUUCAAUAUAAAAUCGUGUGAGAAUUGAUGUAAAGUCACAGUUGCACAGUGGUGUCCCUCUGUCACGCAUGCUUGCCACUAUUCCCGGGGUAGCCAAAUCUUCUGCACAGGACAAUGAGGAGAGCUGUUAGCCUCCUUGGUGCUUUUUUAUCACAGUCAGUUUCUCCUGCCUUUGAGUUUUUCCCUCAGUGCAUUAAUGUUGGUCUCACAUUUACAGACAAACCCUCCUGCUCGAGGGUGAAUUGUUCUCAGGACUCAAAGGAUGAUUUGGGAACCAGUGCUUAUUUUGUUCUGACUUCAGCACAUUCUUCCUCCCACUGUGCAUGUAUGGUCUGACAAACUGAUUGCAAUUUAGUUGAAGUAAAUUAAUUUUAUGUGCUAGUCUUCAGCCCAGUCUAUACCAGAGCAUACCAGAAAUAUGACAUGAUUUCUGUUUGUAGUAAUGUUGGAGAAAUAUCAGUGUCCAAUUAGAGUAUGUGGUACGUCACCAGCCCCGUAACACCUGUAUUUCUGUAUAUACAUGUAUACUGUGCAUAUAAUAUAUAUUCAUUUGGAAGUAAUUACCUUCAGCAUUAUUUUUCAUGAAAUGAGAGAGUUAUUUAGACAGACAUCCCCACAGAAAUAAACUUAAAGAAAUAGAUAUAAUUCCUGAGAAAGGGGUAGAAUUAAGGAAUAGGGAGGUGGGGUGGGAGCGGGUGUGUUGAUUAAUUGGUGGAGGUGGAGGGAAAUGUGCGCUUUCUGCAUUUGUGCAUGUUGAAUGGACUUUCCCGACAUAGGGGCGACAUAGCUCAGGAGGUAAGAGCAGUUGUCCGGCAGUCGGAGGGUUGCCGGUUCGAUCCCCGCCCUGGGCGUGUCGAAGUGUCCCUGAGCAAGACACCUAACCCCUAACUGCUCUGGUGAAUGAGAGGCAUUAAUUGUAAAGCGCUUUGGAUAAAGGUGCUAUAUAAAUGCAGUCCAUUUACCAUUCCCCCGUUUCCCUUUAAAUCCCUCUUUUAUUGUAAAGAAGCCAUGUUAUUUUAUAGAAGUAUAUUUUUUGAAAAGAUUUGAGAAGGAGAAGUUACAAACCAUGCUCUAACCUUUUUUUUUUUUAUAUACUUUUUGUUUGAUAAAAAUAAAUAAAACCCUGUUUUGGAUACUACAGGUAACUGCUACUCAGCUAGCAGCUUACUCGGAUAACAGGCAGCCAACAGCAUAUAGCAAACUCUUAAUUGUUGUCUGUUCAUAAGACCAGUCCAUAUCCUCUAUCGUGCCAGGGCCUACUGCCAAAUAGGUUUCUGAGAGCAAAGCAAAGUUGCGCACAGGUCCAUCCAGAAUAUUCUCAAAACAAGUCAAUCUCCUCCAGAGUUUUCCACAAAGGUACUUCACACAUUACUUUAUUUAUUUCAGGUGUAUAUAAUCUGGCUUCUUUGGCUACCAGGAGAGGGCCUUAACUCCACCUGCUGGAGCUAUCUUGCACUCACAUUUUGCCAAUAUGGGUGCCUUUUAGGUGCACUGACAGGUUUGGCGAUUGCAGAGGAGAACCUGUACAGAAGGAUUUAUGUUUCUAAUGUGUGCUAAAUAUAAUGGCUAAACAUUCAGGCCAGCUUCCAUUGCCAAACAUGAUUUAAGGAGACAAGAAGCCUACAGAUGGACAUGGUUUCCUGAGCCACAGGGGGAGCAAUCACUCAGCGUUCACUGCUUUUGAUGUGUGUCCAGGUUAGCAGGUGGGAGGGGGGGGGGUUGGUGGUUGAAGGAAGAAGGUUGAAUGUCAGAGUAGACACAAAAGCUUAGAAAUAGCCAGGCUGGAAAGCACCAGAGGUGGGUAGCUUCACAGUGCGGAUUCUCAGUAUCACUGUUGUGCUCUCUCAUGCACUUCACAACCCCUGAAAUGUGGAACACGUAGCACUGUGCACACCUUUUACCUGUUUUCAAAGUGCCUCGCCCUGACAGACUGAAGACUCACUUUAAUCUAGGCCACUUACCCCCACAUUUGCAUACACCCUGACAAAUGCCCUGAACUCCCAUAUGCCCAUACACCCCGAAUCCCCUCGUUCUGCAUUGGGAACAAGGUACUUAGCCUUAGCUAGCUAUUAAUUCUUACUACAAUAGACACAGGCACAUUCUGUUAAAGUACUAUAUCAUUCACUGCGCUGACAGCCACAUUAACCCCUGGCCUUAUGGGAGGGUUCUUCAGGUUUACUUUGGAAACUUUAAGCAGGGCUCCGACUCUACUCAUGAGUGAUCCAAGACUGCAUUUGUUCUGACGCAUGCAGAGAGAGAGAGAGGGCAGACUCCAGCGUGGAUGUUGAAAAAGGGAGGUCACAGAAGGUGUCCAGACUGGUGCUAUCAUGCACACAUGCACCCACACGCAAACACAUGCAUGCACACAUACACACGCACACAAACACACACUUAGCAUACUUCUUCUUCUCUUACUUAUCUCAUUUAUUUUUCUCAGUUUUGAGAACAGAAGCCAAUCAGUCAGGACAGAAUCAUGAUGUGCACUGAAAUAAAUAAAUGGGACAUCAGUAGUUGAGCACUGUACCUUUGGCCAGGGGCACAUGCAGACUGGGGUGUUCCCAAAGCGAGGAGAUUAAAGAGAUUACAUUUGACAUCUGCACACAAGACAGUCUUUAUAGUUAACUGUCAUAUGUCCAAAAUUUAUUAGGAUGUGACUCAUUGUGCAGUUACAUCCAUUUAUUAUUACUAAAAUUGAGGUGGCCAGACACUUCUGUACCUAAUGCUCUGACUCAGAACAGAAGCACCUUGGUCUAACCUCUCUGUCCAGCAGGUGGAGCUCCAGAAAUCUAAUGAGGAGCAUCCAGGGGCCAGUGAUGGAGGCACGGAUCACCAGGGCUGGUGAGGACUCACUGAUCACUCUGUGUCAGGAUCAGCAGUGUAACACUACCAGGCUCUCAUUGAAUCCAGUCCCACACUGAGAAAUAAACAGGCAGACCAACUGACAGACUGACAGAUACUCAGACCGUCAGACUGACUGACAAACAGACAGACAGACAGGGAGGCAGGCGGGCAGACAGGCAGACCAACCGACAGACACACAGACCGUCAGAGACAGACAGACAGACAGACAAAAGAGCUGUCACUGUGAUAUCACUUUGAAUCGUUUUUUUCUGCAUGUGUAUGUGCACAGGAUACCCCCAUGUACAAAAUAUAUUUUACAGUACUGAGACAACAGACUGCUUAUUUGGAAAACUGCCGUGCCACUGAGCGUCACCUAACCAGUAACCGAAUCUCCCCUGCUCGCUUCCUGUGUGUGUGUGUGCCUUCAUAAUGGCGCUGACAUCUCCUGUCAGCACUCUUUCUCACUGUUCGGUCUAAGUUUUUCAGCAGAAAUAUAUCCAGAGCUGCUCUGUGAAGUUUGAUAUUUGUGUGAAUUUUUAUUUUUAUUUUUAGUAUGAUUUAAAAAACGUGGAAAAUAAGCAUGAAACCUAAGGAUUUAUACAGCACAUUAUGGCCUAAUUGCUGCUUUUUUAAUGAAAGACUCUUCCUUUUCUGACAUAAUGGAUGGGGGAAAUUAUUCUAUUUUUAUUGUACCAUGUAAUUUUUAAUUGUGCAACAUCUUAUAUUCAGCAGAUGUUUUGCUGGCAAGUUGGUUGGCUAUUUACUGCGUGUGUUUGAUAGAUUUCACCCUCCUUUUGCCAACAGACCUGUGUGGCUUUGGCUAUGUCAAAGAAUACACUGAAAGGGCCAUUUCAUUGAAUGCCAUUGAUUCUUGUUCACUUAAUCUUUUACUUGUGGAUAAACUAAUGUAUCACA
This is a messenger RNA of Anguilla rostrata (American eel), 6230 nucleotides long. RefSeq names its product bone morphogenetic protein 7-like. The record is from RefSeq and is a predicted model, not a curated record. Bases 849 to 1763 code for a protein of 304 amino acids. The transcript is spliced from 8 exons. NCBI's taxonomy places the organism in Eukaryota, Metazoa, Chordata, Actinopteri, Anguilliformes, Anguillidae. Gene Ontology annotation, molecular function: cytokine activity; growth factor activity. Gene Ontology annotation, biological process: BMP signaling pathway. Gene Ontology annotation, cellular component: extracellular region.